ACAACUUGAAUUCUGAUCACUACUCUCAUCCGUUAACCUUUCCUCGCUCAUUCUCUCUCUAGAUCUUGCUGAGUUACAGUGAUGAUGGAGGAGAUUCAAGCUGUGAAGUCUACUACUGACAAUCCAGGCGAAGAUUUCUACGAGAUGAUCGAAGCGCCUAAGUUCGUCGACUUCACCGUUUCCGAUCACUACAUUCCCGAUGAUCGCUACUGGUUCUGCUCCCGAGUCGGUUGUGAAGAGAAGCAUCCAGAAGAAAUGGACUCUGAAGUUAUUUACAAAAACUUUGUUAUGCGGGUAAUGGCGGCGAGGAGUCCGAAUGUUCGGCUUCAGAGAGCUCGAAGGAAUCUGAAGUGCCCACUUACAGCUCCUCCCAAGUCUUCAAAAUCUAGAGUGGCCAGACUAGCUCUUAUAUCUUCCAUCUCUAAUAGGAUAGUGGAGGCAAGAGUGAAAUCUAGACCGCCUAUUCCCAAGCCUAGUACGACACUGAAUGCAAAGGCAAGACAAGUUCAUGCCAAGGCCAUGACCACUCCAAGAAACAAGAAGCUUAAAUCAAAUUCCAAUGGGUUUCUGAGUGUUAAAAAUCCUAAGACUACAUCAGCUGAAAUGCCGAAGACUACAACGGUAGCUAAGGCUUUGAUCUUUCAAUCUCCAAAGAAAGAUACGAAAAAGAAAAAUUCAAUAGAAAUGAGUACCCCUGUGAAAACUUUAUGUGCAGCAAUGAAGAAACUUGAGAUUACUAGCUCGAAGAAGAACCGAUUAGGGGAUGGACAGCCGUUGCCUCUGGAUCCUCCAAGAAGAAAGUUCAGAGGACGUGAGGUAAAGAGCCGAGUUUUUGAUUCAUUAGGAACUUACAGUUGCAAACGUCGGGAUGCCAAAUCUGCAAGAGUUUUGAAGAGGAGAAGCAAAGAAAAGAACUUAAAGCCGCCUCUUCCUGAUCACAUGGGCCAAGAUAUUGUUGAUGAGGAUGCCAGUGACAUGGAUAUUGAUGAUAAAUCAAGGCAUGUUUCCAUGCAAGGAUCUGAUCUGCCGAGUUCUGCUACGAGUACUGAAGGAAAUCAAGAUGAACUUCCAAUAUCUGAAGAUUCGGAUAAUCUGUCCAAAGACUCUAAUGAAACUUUAAUUUCAAAUUCCGAAAACAAUCAUGAAGAGAUAGCCAAAAUAGAUGCAUUGGAGAGUGGUGAUAAAGAAAAUGUAGCUGAAAUUGAUGAAGGUAUUCAAGAUGAAAAGGUUUUGCAAAUUGAGGAGCCCCUGGACGAGAGCACAGAUAAUGGGUCCAAAAACUUUAAAGAUGAUGAGACUUCAAUAUCAAAUUCAGAAGCAAGUGAUUUCAAAUUAGUUCUAUGCCAAGUGGAGGAUGAGAAGAAUCAAAAAUCCAAUCAUGAGGAGAGAACGAAAUCAGGGGAAAUACAGAUAAAUAUCUCAGAACACGAGAUUGAUGAUAAAGAAAAUGCAGUGUCCUCUGAUGAUGAUAUAGUGCAUGAAAGUGAAACCAUCACAGAUGAAAAUACCGCACCUAAACACAACAGGGUAAACAAUUCUUACAACCAGUCUGAAAGAGUGCCAUUUGGAAAACUUGAGAAAUUUAAAAAUACAUCAAAGGUCAAUGGAGUAUUGAAGAAGAAGACUCUAAAGGAGAACACCACCCCUGCUGCACUUGGUUCUCAUGGGCUGAAACCCAGCAAACCAAAGUCCACGAAUCCGAAGCCAUUCAGGCUAAGAACUGAUGAAAGAGUUGUACUAAGGGAAGCAAACUUGGGGAAAAAGCUUAAUUGCCCGUUGAAAGACAUCACUGCAUCUCGAAGGUUUCAUGGGGACAAGUUACAGAGAAAAACUCAAUCCACGGUUCACCAAAAUUCUGGAUGCGAUGAUCAUGUUGAAUAUGAACAAGGGGUGUUUCAGAACAAAACCCCAGAUGAUCAACAAGGAAGAACAGUACCAGAUUCCUCAAACAACAACAAAAAAGUAGAUUCACAAACUUGCGUUGCUUUAAAACAACAACAGAAACAGAGCCUUUGCCGUCAGCUCAAACCUGCUAAAGAGAGAUCAACCAAGCCAGAUGAUAAUCUGAAAAGAAGCAAACUAGAAAAGAUACAGCAAAAUGUUAGGAAGCCGCCUCGUAGGGAAAUGGCUUCUCUAGUAGUACCAUCCGGCUUACUCAUUGCAAGGAAGGAAAGCAAUAGGAACACAUUGAGUCACAAAGACGCUAAAGAAACAGACACAUUAUUAUCUCGAAAAACAAGAGCUGCAACUAUUCUAAAGGAGCCAAAUGUUCGUAGCAGUCAUGUACCGAGGAGCUGCUCGCGAAAAUUGGGUUAGGUGAUCGUGAUUAUCCUCACUGGAGUUAUCAGGUUAGUGCAUUGGAUUGUGGAUUGCUUUGGGUUUGUUCAAUUAAAUCAUUGAAUUAAUUGUAUGUUAGAACUUAGGUUUAGACAUAGCCCAUCUCUAAGAAAGAGUGUGUGUGAGAGUUGUAAGAAUUUGAAACAUAGGAUAAUACCCUUGGGGGUCGGACUUUGUUGGAUUAUGCCUACCCUUUGGACUUUAUUUAAUUCUUUUAUUUUUAUUAAAA
Cucurbita maxima (winter squash) is the source of this 2566-nucleotide messenger RNA. RefSeq lists its product as uncharacterized. The transcript is spliced from 10 exons. The record is from RefSeq and is a predicted model, not a curated record. NCBI's taxonomy places the organism in Eukaryota, Viridiplantae, Streptophyta, Magnoliopsida, Cucurbitales, Cucurbitaceae. The coding region runs from base 82 to 2316 and encodes 744 amino acids.